AGUACACCACGACAUGUUUUAUAGUCGUGUAGAGUGACUUUUGAUGCCUCUGUUAUGUAUGUUAGUUGUUUAUGUGAGAAAAGAAAGUCUGUGUAUAUACAUGUGUAUAUUCGCUAAUGCUAACAGGCCUAGCGGUGAGAACCGAAGCCUGGCCGCCAUUUUAGGUGCAAGUGAAUUAGAUAGACAAAAGAAUGGGUGAAGGAACAAAAUGGAUGUAUAUUUCAAUGUAUAUUUUUGUUAUAUAUAUAUAUAUAAUCUUAAAAUGGCUAUUUCCUGUCAAGUAGCAGAGCAUUCUUUAAUGGCUUGAUGGUACCCCUCUUCACCCAUAAGAGGCCAUGAUGGGCCCUAUACAGCUUUGUCCUGGAUGAUGGGAAACAUUUAGGAGUGUUUGUCAUGUCCCCAUCCCAGAAUAUUGCUUCCCCAAAAUGUCAUUGUGUCAGGACCACACACCUCCAGAUAUCGGAGCCCCCACCGUGCCUCCCCUUGCCCAUCGCAUCAAAUGGAGCCUCAUCACCAAAGAAAACAUCAUCACCAUUUUAGUCGCUUUGGAGGGAGAGGUGCGGGUCAGCGAGCGUUACCAGGACAGGGCUCGUUUGGUCGGCUACCCUUCAACCCCAACGGACGCUAGUGUCAAGAUAUCUGGGCUGAGGUCAAGCGAUUCCGGAGUCUUCCGCUGUGAGGUUCAACACGGUAUUGAGGACAGCCAUGAUGACGUCCAUGUGAAGGUCAGAGGUAUUGUUUUCCACUACCGGCCCAUUCUGGGUCGCUACACGCUUAUGUUUGAGAAGGCGGGGAAUGCGUGCGCGGAGAACAGUGCGGUCAUGGCUUCACCCGAACAACUCCAAGCAGCUUUUGAUGACGGACUCCACCAGUGUGAUGCUGGCUGGCUUUCUGAUCAGACCGUGAGGUACCCCAUUCAUAAUCCUCGCAUCAAUUGCCACGGCGACAAGGAGAAUCUUCCCGGAGUCAGGACGUACGGAUCGAGACAGCUCAAUGAGACUUACGACGUCUACUGCUUUGCUGAGAAAAUGACAGGCCGAGUAUUCCACAUCACAUCGGCACAAAAGUUCACUUUCUCCGAGGCUACGCGGGCGUGCUCUCAAAAAGAAGCCGAGCUGGCCACCACCGGUCAGCUGUACUUGGCCUGGCAGAGCGGGAUGGACGUCUGCAAUGCCGGUUGGCUGGGUGACAAAAGCGUACGCUACCCCGUCAGCAUCCGGCGACCUCAGUGUGGAGGGGGUCUUCUGGGGGUGCGAACCGUUUACCUCCACACAAACCAGACAGGAUAUCCACCUCCUGAGUCUCAUUAUGACGCCUUCUGCUAUACGGAGUUCCCAGAUGAUGAGGGUUCGGGAAUCUUCCACGAAGCUAACGGCGUCUUGAGUGUCACUCCGGUCACGCGGAGCCAAGAGGUUUUCUUUGCGAAGCCAACGACAGAGAGCGAGGUGGUUGGCGAGGUGGAGACCCGGCAGCCCAGUGAAGUAGACGUCACCUACACACAGAGUCCUACAGAGCUCCUGUCACCUGGAGUCACUGACACCCCCACCGAGCCAGUAGAGAAAGCCACCUCCCAAAUCAACCUCGGCAAGGAACUCGGCAAAGUGGUUGCGACAACUCCAUUCGAAGACCUUUCUGGAUCAGGAGACAGGGGCAUCUCUUCCGGAGACCAGAUUAUCUCCAAUGACCUGCCUGGCUCCGGAAUCCUGUCCGGUUCUGGAGACCAACUGGACUCAGGAGAGUUUUCUGGAUCAGCAGACGAGAUCAUCUCUGAAGAACUGUCUGGCUCUGGAGACCAACUGGACUCAGGAGAGUUUUCUGGAUCAGCAGACAAGAUCAUCUCUGAAGAACUGUCUGGUUCUGGAGACCAACUGGACUCAGGAGAAGUGUCUGGAUCAGCAGACUCUGAAGAACUGUCUGGUUCUGUAAUUUUUUCUGGUUCUGGAGACCAACUGGACACAGAGUUUUCUGGAUCAGCAGACAAGAUCAUCUCUGAAGAACUGUCUGGUUCUGUAAUCCUGUCUGCUUCUGGAGACCAACUGAACUCAGGAGAGUUUUUUGGAUCAGCAGACAAGAUCAUCUCUGAAGAACUGUCUGGUUCUGUAAUCCUGUCUGGUUCUGGAGACCAACUGAACUCAGGAGAUUUUUUUGGAUCAGCAGACAAGAUCAUCUCUGAAGAACUGUCUGGUUCUGGAAUCCUGUUUGGUUCUGGAGACCAACUGGACUCUGGAGAGUUGUCCGGAUCAGCAGACAGGAUCAUCUCUGAAGAACUGUCUGGUUCGGGAAUCCUGUCUGGUUCUGGAGACCACCUGGACUCAGGAGAGUUGUCUGGAUCAGCAGAUAAGAUCAUCUCUGAAGAACUCUCUGGUUCUGGAGAUGAACCUAUCUCCAGAGAACUGUCCGGCUCUGGAGAUACGGUGGGCAGUGCGAGUGCUGGCCUGCCUUAUGAUACAUUUGAUGUUAGCAGUGCUGUUUUUUCUGGAUCAGGGUCUAGUGGAGAACAACCAAUUACUGAUGUUGUCUUUCCAAACAGUGACACAGUUCCAUCUGGAGAAGGCUCAGUUUCAGAGGGUUUCCAAAAACCAGAAGAGGCAGGCACAGAAAUUCUGAGACUACCAUCUUCUGGUGGUAGUGGUGACCUAUCUGGGUCCGAGAGAGAACAUGACUUCAGCUCUGGGGAGAGUGGUUCAGCCAUGGAAUUUUCAGGGGAAAGCGGUCAAUUCUCCGGAACCAACCAUGACUUUUCUGGUUUCAGUGGCCUCUCCGGGUUCUCUUAUUCCAGUGCAGAUGUUUCCGGAGCUGGAGAUACUCAGAUCUUGUUGAUAGAUGACACAUUGAUUGACGCAUCUGCUCCGAUCACCCAAAAAGAUUAUGAAUUGGGAGGCGGACUCCUGAUGUCCAGUGGCUCUGGGGACAGUUCUGGGAUGUCCGCUGGUGAUGCGAGUGGCUCAGCUUCUGGAAGUGGUUCCGGGCUCUUUGUGGGUAUGAACUUUGAUGGGUCAGGGUCUGGAAUAUCUGGAAUAUCUGGAGAAGGUGGGAAUGUUACGUUCUUGUCCGAGGAAGUUAUCAAAGGAGUAUCGAGAAACUUGACGGCGUCUACGGAAAGUAGACAAGGGGCGGCAGAGCACAACGAGACAGAAGUCGAUAGCAGUGGCGGUGGCUUGACCGCCGCAAGUGGAAAUGUCACUUGGACGGUUGCUGGAGAGCCAUCACGGGCAUCACCGUCGCCAUCCACAGAAUACGGAUUCCCCAAGACCGUCACACCCACAAACUAUCGGACUCUUGCGUCUAAAAUCGACCCGGCAUCACUGUCUUCUCCUCAUACUGUUUUUAGACCGCUUAACGGCGAUGGAAAGGAUGCUGAACACAUGGAAGAGUUCGAUGUUUGCCACUCCAAUCCUUGUGCCAACGGAGCCACCUGUGUGGAAAGUGCUGACUCUUACAAAUGCUUAUGCCUGCCAAGCUACGGAGGGCAGCGCUGUCAGAUUGAUGAGCAGCCGUGUGACGAGGGCUGGAUUAAGUUUCAGGGAAAUUGCUACCUGCACUUCACUGAUAGGGAGACGUGGUUGGAUGCGGAGCAACGUUGCCGGGACUUGAACGCACAUCUGGUCAGCAUCAUAACACCGGAGGAGCAACACUUUGUCAACUCAAAUGCACAGGACUAUCAGUGGAUCGGACUAAACGACAAGACGGUGGAAAAUGACUUCCGCUGGAGUGACGGCACGCCGCUGCAAUACGAGAACUGGAAGCCAAACCAGCCGGAUAAUUACGUUCACUCCGGAGAAGACUGUGCGGUGAUAAUCUGGCACCACAAGGGCCAGUGGAACGAUGUGCCUUGCAACUACCAUCUACCAUUCACCUGCAAGAAAGGCCCCGCAUCUUGCGGGGCUCCACCCGACGUCGCGAAUGCUUCCACGUUUGGCAGCAGAAGGGAGGAAUAUCCUGUCAACGCAAUCAUCCGUUAUCAGUGCAAGGAAGGAUUCAGACAGCGCUACCCACCAGUGGUGCGUUGCAAGGCGGAUGGACAGUGGGAGGAACCCCGGGUGGAGUGCAUGGAGGCAUCUUGCGGGGCUCCACCCGAGGUUGCGAAUGCUUCCACGUUUGGCAGCAGAAGGGAGGAAUAUCCUGUCAACGCAAUCAUCCGUUAUCAGUGCAAGCAAGGAUUCAGACAGCGCUACCCACCAGUGGUGCGUUGCAAGGCGGAUGGACAGUGGGAGGAACCCCGGGUGGAGUGCACGGAGGUCAAAGCAAGACGAAGAAAUCAAGACGGUCCUAACAUUCGUUAGGAAGAAAAAACAGAAGAGACGACUAUUUUUACACAACAUUUACGGCACACAGAAAUCAUUUUGUGGCACAUUUUUAAUAUAUUUGCAUUAUAUAUAAUAAUUUUAUUGAUUUUAUUUUCUAUACAGUAAUUGUAAUAUAUUUUUCACUGAUUAUUUUAUGUUUUAAAAGACUGAUUGGGCAAACAAUGUGUAUUUUGGGUCAAACUCAAGACUGAAAAUAAUCCAUCAAGUCAAAAACGUGGCACGUUCAAGCACGUCAAAAAACGCGUUCCCGGUUGAAUUGGGAUUGUUAACAUCAAGCUAGCAGGAGCGAGCCGUGUCUCAAGAAUAGACAUUUUUAUGGACAUGUAUACAUUUUUUUUUUUUUGCCAUUCCCGGGUGAUCCCGUAAUGUGACUCCUGUGAGUAGUGGAGGUCUACGAUCCAGUGGAACCUUGGUUAGCGUGGUUUUUGGUUUACAUCAAAAAUGUUGCCUCGGUUUGCGUACAUUUUGCAAUUCAUGUACAAUAUGGCGCACAUCUUGUUAACGUAGUAGAUUUUUGAAACGCAAAUAAUUUAUUGGAACCUCAGUUAUCAUGCUUUUUGGUUUAGAUCAAAAAUAUUGCCUCGGUUUGCGUACAUUUUGCAAUUUGUGUACAAUAUGGAGCACAUGUUGUUGUUAAUGUGGUAGAUUUUUGAAAUGCAAAUAAUUCAUUGGAACCUCAGUUAGCAUGCUUUUUGGUUUAGAUCAAAAAUGUUGCCUCGGUUUGCGUACAUUUUGCAAUUUGUGUACAAUAUGGUGCACAUCUUGUUAGUAAUGUGGUAGAUUUUUGAAAAGCAAAUAAUUCAUUGGAACCUCGGUUAUCAUGCUUUUUGGUUUAGAUCAAAAAUGUUGCCUCGGUUUGCGUACAUUUAGCAAUUUGUGUACAAUAUGGCUCACAUCUUGUUAUUGAGGUACAUUUUUGAAAAAGUAAAACAAUUCAGUGGAACCUCAGUUAGUGUGUUUUUUUGGUUAACAUCAAAAAGGUUGCCUCUGUUUGCGUACAUUUUGCAAUUCAUGUACAAUAUGGCGCACAUCUUGUUGUUAAUGUGGUAGAUUUUUGAAAAGCAAAUAAUUCAUUGGAACCUCAGUUAGCAUGCUUUUUGGUUUAGAUCAAAAAUGUUGCCUUGGUUUGCGUACAUUUGGCGAUUUGUGUACAAUAUGGUGCACAUGUUGUUAUUGAGGUACAUUUUUGAAAAAGUAAAACAAUUCAGUGGUACCUCAUUUAGUGUGUUUUUUUGGUUUACAUCAAAAAUGUUGCCUUGGUUUGCGUACAUUUUGCAAUUCGUGUACAAUAUGGUGCACAUCUUGUUGUUAAUGUAGUAGAUUUUUGAAAAGCAAAUAAUUCAUUGGAACCUCAGUUAGCAUGCUUUUUGGUUUAGAUCAAAAAUAUUGCCUCGGUUUGCGUACAUUUUGCAAUUCGUGUACAAUAUGGCGCACAUCUCGUUGUUAAUGUGGUAGAUUUUUGAAACGCAAAUAAUUCAUUGGAACCUCAGUUAUCAUGCUUUUUGGUUUAGAUCAAAAAUGUUGCCUCGGUUUGCGUACAUUUUGCAAUUGGUGUACAAUAUGGCGCACAUCUUGUUGUUAAUGUGUUAGACUUUUGAAAAGCAAAUAAUUCAUUGGAACCUCAGUUAGCAUGCUUUUUUGUUUAGAUCAAAAAUGUUGCCUCGGUUUGCGUACAUUUUGCAAUUCAUGUACAAUAUGGCGCACAUCUUGUUGUUAAUGUGGUAGAUUUUUGAAAAGCAAAUAAUUCAUUGGAACCUCAGUUAGCAUGCUUUUUGGUUUAGAUCAAAAAUGUUGCCUCGGUUUGCGUACAUUUAGCAAUUUGUGUACAAUAUGGCUCACAUCUUGUUAUUGAGGUACAUUUUUGAAAAAGUAAAACAAUUCAGUGGAACCUCAGUUAGUGUGUUUUUUUGGUUAACAUCAAAAAGGUUGCCUCUGUUUGCGUACAUUUUGCAAUUCAUGUACAAUAUGGUGCACAUCUUGUUGUUAAUGUAGUAGAUUUUUGAAAAGCAAAUAAUUCAUUGGAACCUCGGUUAUCAUGCUUUUUGGUUUACAUCAAAAAUGUUGCCUCGGUUUGCGUACAUUUUGCAAUUUGUGUACAAUAUGGAGCACAUCUUGUUGUUAAUGUGGUAGAUUUUUGAAAAGCAAAUAAUUCAUUGGAACCUCAGUUAGCAUGCUUUUUGGUUUAGAUCAAAAAUGUUGCCUCGGUUUGCGUACAUUUUGCAAUUGGUGUACAAUAUGGCGCACAUCUUGUUGUUAAUGUGGUAGAUUUUUGAAACGCAAAUAAUUCAUUGGAACCUCAGUUAGCAUGCUUUUUGGUUUAGAUCAAAAAUGUUGCCUUGGUUUGCGUACAUUUGGCGAUUUGUGUACAAUAUGGCUCACAUGUUGUUAUUGAGGUACAUUUUUGAAAAAGUAAAACAAUUCAGUGGUACCUCAUUUAGUGUGUUUUUUUGGUUUACAUCAAAAAUGUUGCCUUGGUUUGCGUACAUUUUGCAAUUCGUGUACAAUAUGGUGCACAUCUUGUUGUUAAUGUAGUAGAUUUUUGAAAAGCAAAUAAUUCAUUGGAACCUCAGUUAGCAUGCUUUUUGGUUUAGAUCAAAAAUGUUGCCUCGGUUUGCGUACAUUUUGCAAUUUGUGUACAAUAUGGCUCACAUCUUGUUAAUGAGGUACAUUUUUUGAAAAGCAAAACAAUUCAGUGGAACCUCAGUUAGCAUGUUUUUUGGUUUACAUACACAUUUUCGAAGCGGCCACAAUGACGUAGGUUACCAAAAUUCAGUCCUUAUUUGGACGUGCCUUUUGACUGCAACACAUUGUUUUUGGCAGAACGUCGUGGAAUUCGAUAACAUCCAGACACAUCCUGUUUCACAAUCAGUUCACGAUAAUGUUACAUUUUUGGGAAAAGGUGGGCAAAAAAUUAUAACAUUAUGGGAAGAAAAGAUUAUUAACUUUGAAAAAAAAAACAGCAAAAAUGGGGGAAAAGUAGCAAAGACAUGCGGUGAUAUUAAUAAUAUGCUCACAUUAAUAAUACACAAACACUAAAAUAUAAGACGAGACAGGAAAUAGCAAAGUAAAAGCAUGACAUUAUGCAUGUUGAUGUUUAUGCUUUAACUGAAAAUACAUAUACAUGAACAAGGAAAGAGUAAAUACUGCUAUAAAUACUGUUUUUUUUUUUUACUUCACUUCUUCACGCAUGGGAUAUUAGCAGCCAUGGAAAGAUACUUUACCAGAAAAUAAUCUCCCAGGUCCAUGUGAGAUUUUUCCAUUACACAAGGUGAGCAACCCGUCAUUAUAUUCCACGUACAAACAACAAACACACCUUUCACGUGUUUUCUGACUUUCAGUGAGCUCUGCAUUUUCAUGUAAAAGGACCCCUGACUCAGAGAAAUAGUAAAACCAUGUUGAAUUUGUAUUUUACCCAAAAUGGCUUCCUUGUACAUGACGUCAGUUUUGCCUUGUAACUCAAUGGAAUCCUUUCAAGCAUCCUUUCCGCUCCCCACCCUCCACAAAGACCUGCUCACUGUCUGUACCAAGCCAUCCGUAUAAUGAGCAAAAACAUUUACAUUUUCA
This is a messenger RNA of Doryrhamphus excisus (bluestripe pipefish), 7871 nucleotides long. The record is from RefSeq and is a predicted model, not a curated record. NCBI's taxonomy places the organism in Eukaryota, Metazoa, Chordata, Actinopteri, Syngnathiformes, Syngnathidae.